Spinacia oleracea (spinach) is the source of this 783-nucleotide messenger RNA. RefSeq names its product 17.4 kDa class I heat shock protein-like. The transcript has a single exon. The coding region runs from base 66 to 557 and encodes 163 amino acids. The record is from RefSeq and is a predicted model, not a curated record. NCBI's taxonomy places the organism in Eukaryota, Viridiplantae, Streptophyta, Magnoliopsida, Caryophyllales, Amaranthaceae.
UUCAUUUCAGAAUUCAGAUCACCUUAAUCAGCUCCAAAUUAAACACUAGUAAAUUUAAAACAAAAAUGUCGCUGAUUCCGAGUUUUUUCAGUGGACGUCGAUCAAACAUAUUAGACCCCUUUUCUCUAGACAUAUGGGACCCAUCUGAGGGUUUUCCCUUCAACACGUCAAUCACAGCUGCCCCAAACACCACAAACUCAACCUCCGGGAACGCAAUGAGCUUCGCCAACACCCGCAUCGACUGGAGGGAGACACCGGAGGCGCACGUGUUCAAGGCGGAUCUUCCAGGGUUAAAGAAAGAGGAGGUGAAGGUUGAGGUUGAAGAUGGAAAAGUGCUGCAGAUUAGUGGAGAGAGAAGCAGGGAGAGUCAGGAAGAGAACGACAAGUGGCACCGUCUGGAGCGUAGCUCUGGACGGUUUAUGAGGAGGUUUAGGCUACCUGAAAAUGCGAAGAUGGAUGAGAUUAAGGCUAAUAUGGAACAUGGGGUGCUUACUGUUACAGUUCCUAAGAUGCAGGAGAAGCAGCCUGAGAUCAAGUCCAUCGACGUUUCUGGUUAAUUCAAACUUCUGAUGUUUGAAGGAGUUAAGCUUUUCUAGUAGGCCUGCAUGGUGUAUUUUGUUGUUGUAUAAUUAGUAAGAACAAUAAGUAUGUGUGCUUGCAUGUAACAUAAAAUAGUUUUGUUCUGGCAUUAGCCUAGUUACAAGCUAGGAAUAUAUGGACGUAUAGCGAAGGACUAAGAUUGCAUAUUUGCAUCGGUAACAAUAAUGUUGCAUGCAAUUUAAA